AUGUCUGAAGAAGGAGCAGCAGUGCCCUCAUCCUCUAAGGGAUCAUGGACCGGGUUCCUCAAGCAGCUCGCUUCAUUCAAUGGAGACUUGUCCACAAUGACUGCGCCUGCGUUUAUCCUGUCCACCACUUCGCUCACCGAGUUCUCUGCCUACUGGGCGGAGAUGCCACGCCUCCUAGUCGCCCCGGCCGCUGAGAAAGACCCUCAGAAGCGUGCACUCCUGGUCACCAAAUGGUUCCUCAGCACACUCAAACAACAGUACGCAAGCCGGAAUGAAAAGCUUGGUAGUGAAAAGAAGCCACUCAACCCAUUUCUGGGCGAGUUGUUCCUGGGAAAGUGGGAGGAUACAGAAGGCGAGACACAUCUCGUUAGCGAACAAGUCUCCCACCAUCCACCGGUGACUGCAUACAGCAUCUGGAACGAGAAGCACGGCGUGCGUCUUCAGGGAUACAAUGCACAAAAGGCCAGCUUCCGCAGCACCAUCAAUGUGCGACAAGUUGGGCACGCAAUUCUGCACAUCGAUGCCUACGACGAGGAUUACCUCAUUACUCUUCCGUCCUUGCACAUUGAGGGUCUGAUUCGUGGCUCUCCAUACGUGGAAUUGAACAAGAGCAGCUACAUUGUUUCAUCUUCAGGCUACACCACAAGAAUUGAUUACGCUGGAGCAGGAUGGGUGUCGGGUUCCAAGAACAGUCUAUCAGCCGUUGUUUUCCCACACGGCAAAGAGAAGAGCAAGUCUGACGUACUGUACACCAUCGAGGGCAGCUGGAGCGACUCCUUCACCAUCAAGGACGCUGGAAAACACGUAGUCGACCGCUACGAUGCCAAGUCUGAGCCCAAGUCUGUUCUCAAGGUCGCUGACAUUGCAAAUCAAGACCCUCUCGAAUCACGACGGGCGUGGAAAAAGGUUGCAGACGCAAUCCUCAAAGGUGACAUGAAUGCAGUUGGGCACGAGAAGACGCUGUUAGAGGAGCAACAGCGGGCACUUCGCAAACAGGAAGCUGCUACCAACCAACCAUGGGAGCGAACGUUUUUCACCAAGACCAACAACAUCACUAUCGCUGAUAAACUCAUUCGUGAAGUCCCGCAUGGUUCCCUGGAGCAAGACCAGACGGGUGGCGUGUGGUUGUUCGACUCCGCCAAGGCGAGCAAUGCUAAGCCGCCGUACAACGCGCUGAGUGAGACAUUGAAGGAUGGCUGGAAAUGA
Messenger RNA from Dissoconium aciculare CBS 342.82, 1206 nucleotides. RefSeq names its product Oxysterol-binding protein. The transcript has a single exon. The coding region runs from base 1 to 1206 and encodes 401 amino acids. Gene Ontology annotation, biological process: exocytosis; maintenance of cell polarity; piecemeal microautophagy of the nucleus. Lineage: Eukaryota; Fungi; Ascomycota; Dothideomycetes; Mycosphaerellales; Dissoconiaceae. Gene Ontology annotation, cellular component: membrane; cytosol; intracellular membrane-bounded organelle. The record is from RefSeq and is a predicted model, not a curated record. Gene Ontology annotation, molecular function: oxysterol binding.